CAUGUCCUCCUCCACCUUCAUGUCCUCCUCCUGAAAGGCACAAUAAAAUGCACCUGAUAUGUGAAGAAGGCUGGGAGGAACAUGGAGGGAAGAGUUAUAAAUUCUUAACCUCUAAAGCCUCCUGGGAGGACAGCAGAAGUUUCUGCAGAGAUCUUGGAGGAGACCUGGUGAAGAUCGACAGCAGAGAGGAGCAGGAGUUUCUGUUGGAAAGAAUAAAGAGCAAGAUAAAUGAUGAUGAACACGUAUUCUGGAUCGGACUGACGGACUCAGAGACUGAAGGCACCUGGUUGUGGGUGGACGGAUCUCCUCUGGAUGAAAGUUUUUGGAUCGGAGGAGAGCCCAACAAUGGAGUAGGUCUUUUCGGUUUAAGAGAAAACUGUGUGGCUUUGAAACGUCUGGAACUGCAGUCUUGGAAUGAUCAGCCCUGCAGUUCUCCUGCCAGAAGAAUCUGUGAGAUAUCACUAUGAUCUCUCAGAGUUCAUGUGUGUGAAGUUCAGUUCAGUGAGUAAAACAAUCUCAGUCCAGGAUCCAGAAGCAGCAGCCAGGCUGCUUUCAGGAACUUCAUGUCACAAACAGUUAAAGCUUCCUUCUAGUUUGCAGCUUUCUACAGAUUUGUAGCCUUAAUCUUUGUGUUUCUUGUCUUUUAUUCUAAGUUUAGUCAGCUUUGAUUUUUCAGCUGACUUCUGUUCUUGUUAGGCUCAGAUUAGCAGGGACUGAUUGGUAAAAGUGGGAUUAGAUAAUCCAGGAUUAUUAGUGGGACAGUUUUGGAUUCUUCAUUCCUUCAUGAAUAAAGUUCUAGUUUCUGCUCUUCA
Molecule: messenger RNA, 812 nt
Organism: Austrofundulus limnaeus
Lineage: Eukaryota; Metazoa; Chordata; Actinopteri; Cyprinodontiformes; Rivulidae
Product: C-type lectin domain family 4 member E
Exons: 4
Coding region: 48-467 (139 amino acids)
Source: RefSeq, a predicted model, not a curated record